Condylura cristata (star-nosed mole) is the source of this 779-nucleotide messenger RNA. It is a transcript of the gene SKA1, whose product is annotated as spindle and kinetochore associated complex subunit 1. Gene Ontology annotation, biological process: cell division; chromosome segregation; regulation of microtubule polymerization or depolymerization. Gene Ontology annotation, molecular function: microtubule binding. The transcript is spliced from 6 exons. Bases 12 to 779 code for a protein of 255 amino acids. The record is from RefSeq and is a predicted model, not a curated record. Gene Ontology annotation, cellular component: mitotic spindle; spindle microtubule; outer kinetochore. Lineage: Eukaryota; Metazoa; Chordata; Mammalia; Eulipotyphla; Talpidae.
AGGCUUGAAGGAUGACUUCCUCAGAUCUGGAACAAUUAUGCUUUUAUAUCAAUGAAAAGAUCGGCAAUAUCAAAAAAACACUGUCAUUAAGAAAUUGCAGUCAAGAACCUACCUUGACGACUAUAUUAAAUAAAAUAGGAGAUGAGAUUAUUGUAGUAAAUGAACUUUUAAAUAAAUUGGAAUUGGAAAUUCAGUAUCAAGAACAAACCAACAGUUCACUCAAGGAACUCUGUGAAUCUCUUGAAGAAGAUUACAAAGAUGUGGAACAUCUCAAAGAAAACAUUCCUCCCCAUUUGCCUCAAGUAACAGUGACUCAGAACGUUGUCAGUGAAUCAGAUCUUGAGCCUCAAGAACCGGUAAAGGUUGAGGAACCCGCUCCUACAAAGAAGCUUCCCAAAGAACAAAGAAUUAUUAAAGAAAUGCCAUUUGUAACGUCUGAUGAGUUUAAUGCCAUUCCUUCAUACAUGAAAUCCCGCUUAACCUACUGUCAAAUUAAUGAUGUUAUUAAAGAAAUGAACAAGGCAAUAAUUGGAAAAUAUAAGAUUGUACAUCAACCAAAAAAGUCUAUGAGUUCUGUGGCCAGAAAUCUCUAUCACAGAUUUAUGGAUGAAGAAACGAAGGAUACCAAAGGUCAUUAUUUUAUAGUGGAAGCUGACAUCAAGGAGUUCACAGCUUUGAAAGUUGACAAGAGGUUUCAUGUGAUACUGAAUAUUUUACGACACUGCCGGAGGUUAUCAGAGGUCCGAGGGGGAGGACUUACCCGAUACGUUAUCACCUGA